CCUGGAACGGUGGCUAUAUGUUUGUAGUUUUCGAGGGCAAUGCUCUUGGAUCUGUACCAUAACUGAAUAACUUCCUAAAGCUGGGUUCUCUCUGCACUUUCAUUCCCCCAUUUCUGGCAGACAGCAAAUUCAAAACUAUCUCCAGGAUGAGUUCUGAUUUAAAUGUACGAGGCAUGGUUAGUCUGUUUGAAGAUGACAAAUAUUGGUGGUGAUGGUGAAGAAGGUUAUCAAAAAAUUGCAAGAGAAUCUUGAUCAGGUGGGUCGAGGAAUGGCGUUCAAUCCAGUGAUGCGGCUGUUUGGUCGGUGCUGAUGUGGAGUCACAGAUGGAGAGCCAUGCCCCCCAUUAGCGAGGUCUGGAAGUACGUCACCCGGAGAGAUGAUAAGACCAUUGUGUGCAACAUGUGCGGCUCACAGCUGGCCUGUUCGGGCAGUGCCACUGUGCUGCGGUUACAUCUGCAACGCAACCAUCGCAUUCACUUCACAGAAGAGACUGAUUGCAGUAACCUGCAGGGAGCCGACAGCACCACAGAGAAGAUUCCCUGUGCCAAGGAGCGGACUCCGAAGAUCACUGAACUUAUUGGCAUUGAUAGUCCUGUAACCCGCACAUCUCAAAGCAGUAAGAGGAUUUCUGACAUGCUGCGGGAGUGUGCAGCCCGGCUGGAGGAGGGUGAGGAGUUGGAACAACACUCCAUCCUGGGAGUUGAAGAUGCCCACACUGCAUUAACUGAAGACGAGCUCUCCAUGGUGCUGCGCUCCUACCAGGUGUCCGGCGGGGGGAGGCGCCGAGCGGCCGAGCUGAGCCUGCAGCGGGCGGCGCCGGCGAGCUGCCCGGACCGGGAGCGGGACCGGGCGCAGACCUGGGACUUCUUCAAGAAGCUGAACCAGCGGUGCGUGCAGUGCAGCCUGUGCCGCAAGCAGCUGUGCUACCACAACAGCACGGCCAGCCUGCGGGAGCACCUGCGGCGCCGGCACCAGCUCGGGGAGCUGGAGGCGCGGCAACUCCCGGACGACGGCUCCUCGUCCUCCGAGUCGCUGGGGCAGGAGCCCGAGGUGAAGCGGGCGGCGGUGGGCGGCUCGGAGCCGGCGCUGCCGGGCGCCAGGGCGGGCGCCGAGAAGCGGGAGGAGCUGCUGGACGACCUGAUCGCGGGCAUGGUGUUCCGGGACCUGCAGCCGCUGUCUCUGGUCACCGAGGACGGCUUCAGGCGGCUGCUGCGCUUCCUGCAGCCCGACUACCGGGUGCCGUCGGUGGCGCAGCUGUCGGCCCAACUCCGGCACCAGUACACCCUCUGCAAGGUGCGGCUGGAGCGCCAGCUCCGCUCCGUGCCCUCGCUGGCGCUCUCCACCCACGGCUGGAGCACGCCCGCCCGCCACGGCUACCUCACCGUCUUCGCCCACUUCAUCGACGGCGGCUGGAGCCCGGCGCGCUGCGUGUUGCGGACCGGCCGGGCGGGCGCGGGCGCCUCCCGGGAGCUGCUGCGCUCCGCCCUCGCCGACUUCGGGCUGCCCGGCCGGGCGGUCAGCUGCGUGGUGCAUGAGGGUGCGCCGGGCGCUGCGGGCGGCGGGGAGCGGCUGGCGCCCGGCUGCCGGCACCUGUGCUGCGCCGGGCGGACCCUGCAGCAGUGCGUCCGGCACGGGCUGCAGCUGGAGGCGGUGCAGCGGGCGCUGGCCGCCGCCCGCCGCCUGGUCGCCCACUUCCAGCGGAGCGGGCGCGCCUCCGCCCGCCUGGCGCAGGGCGGCGGGGAGGCGCCGGAGCCGCUAGUGCUGGACACCGCCUCCCGCUGGGACACCACGGCGGAGAUGUGCCGGCGGCUGGUGAGGGCGCGCCGGGCGGUGCGGGCGGCGCUGGAGGAGGAGCGGGCGGAGCAGGGCGAGGAGGAGCCGCCGGUCGCCAACCUGACCGAGCCGCAGUGGGAGCUGCUGGGCGCCCUGCUGCCCGUCCUCAAGCCGCUGCAGGUGGCCCUGAGCUUCCUGGGCGAGCGGCAGAACGCGGCCGCCUCCGCCCUGCUGCCCUGCCUGCACGGCGUGGUCUCCGCCCUCGCUCAGCACCCGGCCGAGCCCGGCUGCCCGGCCGGCGCCGUGGGCGCCCGCAUCCGCGCCGAGAUCAGCCAGCGCUGGCACCUGCAGGAGGAGGGCGAGCUGCUCGCCCACCCCGCCGCCCUCGCCUCCUUCCUCGACCCCCGCUUCAAGGACCUGCGCUUCCUGGGCGCCCGCGCCCGCGACCAGCUGCAGCGGCGGGUCAAGGCGCUGCUGUCGGCCGGUGUGCCCGAGCCGGGCUCCCCGGCGGGCGAGCGGCGCCCGGAGCCGGGCUCCCCGGCGGGCGAGCGGCGCCCGGAGCCGGGCUCCCGGCGGACCAGCGGCGCCCGGAGCCGGGCUCCCCGGCGGGCCAGCGGCGCCCGGAGCGGGCGCACCCCCAGCCCAGUGAAUACGACCUGCUGUUUGGCGAGGACCUGGUGCACCGGCUCCCGGAGGUGGACCAGCAGCUGGACGGUUACCUGGCGGAGCCGCUCCGCCGGCGGGACACCGACCCCUUCCUCUGGUGGCGGGACAACGCGCACCGCUUCCCCGCCCUCGCCGGGCUGGCCCGCCGCUACCUGGCCGUACCGGCCACCGCCGUGCCCGCCGGCCGCCCGUUCCUGGGCUCCGGCCGGCUGCCCGACGACGGGCACGACGCGCUGGAGCCCGACGACAUGGACCGCAUCAUCUUCCUGCACAAGAACUUCGACUACAUCGAGCUGCUGAAGUGAGGGCGGGGACCGGGUGUCCGCGCCCCCUCCCCACAGGCAGGCCCUUCGGCCCCCCAGUCCGGACUGACCCACUUCAUUCUCCACACGUUCUCCACCAACUCCCCCCGAGACUCUGCCCCUCAGUCCUAC
Messenger RNA from Pristis pectinata (smalltooth sawfish), 2873 nucleotides. RefSeq names its product E3 SUMO-protein ligase ZBED1-like. The record is from RefSeq and is a predicted model, not a curated record. Gene Ontology annotation, molecular function: DNA binding. The transcript is spliced from 4 exons. Lineage: Eukaryota; Metazoa; Chordata; Chondrichthyes; Rhinopristiformes; Pristidae. The coding region runs from base 310 to 2739 and encodes 809 amino acids.